Messenger RNA from Megachile rotundata (alfalfa leafcutting bee), 714 nucleotides. RefSeq names its product adenylate kinase isoenzyme 1. Gene Ontology annotation, biological process: nucleobase-containing compound metabolic process. Lineage: Eukaryota; Metazoa; Arthropoda; Insecta; Hymenoptera; Megachilidae. The record is from RefSeq and is a predicted model, not a curated record. Gene Ontology annotation, molecular function: ATP binding; nucleobase-containing compound kinase activity.
AUGGGCAAUUGUAUAAAUGCUAUGGAUCCUGUGUUCGGUUCUAUACCGACCGGUAUCAACGUCGACGGUACACUGAUUAAAGAAUCGGGGCUGCCAAUCAUUUUCUUAAUUGGAGGACCGGGAGUCGGAAAAAAAACAUUAACCAGCAGGGUAGCCGAAAGGUACGGUUUCGUGGGCUUAAUCAGCGCCGACUUAAUUCGCCAAGAGGUGUCCAUGCGUACCGAAAGGGCCUUCACAUUAGCACGUAUGAUGUCCCAGGGUCAAUUAGUACCCACGAAUAUCGUGGUCGAAUUGAUCGCAGUGAAGAUGCUUGAACAUCUAAGAGAAAAUAAAGGGUUCCUCGUGAUUGGAUUUCCACAACAGAAAGAACAAUGCAGAAUAUUCGACAGAGCAAUAAGGCAACCUGAUUUGGUUUUGUUUCUACAAGCCAGGAACUCUGUUCUAAGCGAUCGAAUAAUGGCCAGAACGAUCACGACCAGAGCGAGGAUGUCGAUGAACUUCGAUUCUAUUAGGAAACAGAUUAAAGAUUUCCAUAAAAGGAAUCGAUCGGUUAUGAGAUAUUAUAAACAUUUAUUGGUGGUGAUCGAUGGAGAGCCUGAUGUGACGACGGUGUACGAAAAAGUGUGUGAAGUUAUUGACAACAUGUUGCUUAAUUUCUCGACGUCGUCGAAUGUUCAGUCAAACGUUGCCACACCAGUAAAUAACAAAAAAUAA